Vicia faba (fava bean) is the source of this 615-nucleotide messenger RNA. The record is from the annotation of a GenBank genome assembly. Lineage: Eukaryota; Viridiplantae; Streptophyta; Magnoliopsida; Fabales; Fabaceae.
AUGGAGCGCAGAGAGAAUCAAACUCCACAAGGCCAAAUAGCUAGGGUUUUGGUUGAAUUUUUGGAAGUUGCUAUUACUUGUGUUGUUUUUCUCAAAGGGGUUUAUCCUUCAGGUGCUUUUGAGAGGAGAAGGUAUAUGAAUGUGGUAGUUCAAAGGGCUUGUCAUCCUCAGCUUAGAUAUUACAUUCAUGCCACUGUUUCAGGACUUCUUCCCUUUAUUCAAAAGGGCCUGGUUGAAAGAGUGGCUGUUAUUUUCUUCAAUGCUGAUGAUAUUCCGCUCGAGAAAUUUAUUUUCAAGCUUGCAAUGAAUCUCUCUUAUGGUUCAUCUGUGGAAGAGGUUGAUCUUCAGUUCUCUCUCAGAUCAUUCAUGAGCAAGUUGUCAGUUUCAGAAUCUCUUACUAAGAAGCUUCCUCCUGAUUGCAGGUGGGAGAUAACCGCUUACUUUCGAUCCAUUCCCGAGGCAGGCACAAGCAAGGAAGCAGACUUGUGGAUUUCAACUGACACAAAGCAGUGGCAACAGCCUCCACUUAUUACCCCUAUCAAGUCGAUGAGUAGUGAACCUCUUUGUUUGCAAUUGUACUUGGAGCAUCCAUGUGUAUCAGAAUCAUUGUUUUGA